Molecule: messenger RNA, 802 nt
Organism: Jatropha curcas
Lineage: Eukaryota; Viridiplantae; Streptophyta; Magnoliopsida; Malpighiales; Euphorbiaceae
Cellular component (GO): chloroplast thylakoid membrane
Source: RefSeq, a predicted model, not a curated record
CCUUAUCCAUAUCCAAAUGAUUGAGGAUACAAGCUAUAACAUCAAAUCUUCCGCCCAAACCUUUAUUUUUCCUGGAAAUCUGAUUCUAUUUGAUUGAUCUUGAACUGUAACUUGCUAAGUCAUCAAGGAUGGCAGCCUCAGUUCCUCUUCAGACUUGUUUUGCUGGAAAUAUUGGAAAGAGCAAUGGGUCUUGUAUUAUCCGGCCAAAACCAGAAGGUUCAAAAUCAAGACUGGUUUCCUGGAACUUGAUGCAAAAGAACAAGAAGAGGAAAUCAAUUGCAGUUGUUGCAGCUGUUGGAGAUGUAUCACCUGACGGCAUAACCUACCUAUUUGCAGGCGCAGCCACCGUCGCCCUGCUUGGAACUGCCUUCCCCAUCCUUUUCUUUCGCAAGGACCUGUGUCCUGAAUGCGAUGGAGCGGGUUUCAUCAGGAAGGCAGGUGGGGCUUUGAGGGCGAAUGCUGCUCGCAAAGAUCAAGCUCAGAUUGUAUGUCCUAAUUGCAAUGGUCUUGGCAAGCUUAACCAAAUUGACAAAUAAACCCGAAGUUAUUCUGGCUUUUCAAAUGGACAGGUCCUGUUUAUUGAAUCUAUAUACCAGAGUUCAAAAGUGAUUAUUGGAAUUUUAUCACCCAUAUCUUUGUAUUUCUAAUCAAAAGCUUCUGUUAAUUUUGAUUUGGUUGUUUUAGAUUUGUGUAAUACGACCAAUCAUGUUGUAAGAACCAUGCUAAUAUCCGUACUGAAUACACCCUUCUUGUAAUUGUUUGAUUUCGAUCUUUUUUAAAACCAAAUUUUGUCUCUCUUUCA